Botrytis byssoidea is the source of this 966-nucleotide messenger RNA. RefSeq lists its product as uncharacterized. Lineage: Eukaryota; Fungi; Ascomycota; Leotiomycetes; Helotiales; Sclerotiniaceae. The record is from RefSeq and is a predicted model, not a curated record. The coding region runs from base 1 to 966 and encodes 321 amino acids. The transcript has 2 exons.
AUGGAUCAUAGUGCCACCAUGACUCCAAAACCAUCAUCUGGCAGUGUAGCCAAGAAGUCACAAAGCAAGAAGUCACAAAGCAAGAAGUCUCGAGCCAAGAAAUCUCGAGCUAAGAAGGCUCAAGCUGUGAAGAAAUCUCACAGUGUCGACCAAGGAAGUCAAACGAUUGUUCCACCCACAGAGUUCACUCUGUUCCCCAAUUUGCCACUCGAAGUACGCCGUCAAAUUUGGCGCUCCAGUUUCGAAACAGGAAGAAAAGUCGAGCUGCGAGAUGGUUACAUCCGAACCACACCACGCGGGGAGUACCUUCCUUAUGAUGCACCCUACGAGCAACGUUCCCGAGAUCGUCUUGUCUGCAUGCAACACAAGAUAUCGCCAAUCAGCCAUGUACCCGUCGCCUUCGUCAACAGGGAGAGUCGCACCGAGACACUCCGUCAUUACAUGCGACUCUACCAGGACCUUCAUGCACCCGAGCACGGCCCAAAUCUUCGGUAUCCUUGUACCAUAUAUUUCAACCCGAAGAUAGAUAUCCCGCUUUUCUACGCAAACAAACCUCAGCACAGGUUUGACAGAAUAAAUCUCUCCCUCGAGAGACUUUUCCCUUCCUACGACACACUUGCCGCCGAAGCGAUGAAGAGCAUCCGCUACGUCGAGAUUGAGUUCGCAGGAUUAUAUGAAUCCAAUCGCGAUUCAUACGACCUAGACUCAUGUCGCGAUGCGCUAUCAAUGUUUGAGAAUCUCGAAUCAGUGCUCAUUAUGAGUACCAACUUGCGUCCCAAUCCCUCGUUCGAUAUCAGAGGCUUUCUAGCCCAAUACUUCAGCCGCGACGAAAAUGACCUGAACUUGAAUAGAGCAACGCCAGUGAGAUUGAGUUACUGUUCGCCACCGCGUCAGCUUCUCGAGCUUGUAUCACCUAGUUCUCCCGAGGCACAUGCUCAAGCGGUGACCUGGAUCAAAGAGCAAUAA